Molecule: messenger RNA, 4861 nt
Organism: Asparagus officinalis (garden asparagus)
Lineage: Eukaryota; Viridiplantae; Streptophyta; Magnoliopsida; Asparagales; Asparagaceae
Exons: 14
Coding region: 1914-3014 (366 amino acids)
Source: RefSeq, a predicted model, not a curated record
CCUUAAUGCCGAUACUUAAAUGCAACAACGUAUGUUUUGAAUAGUUUAAAAUUUUUGGGUAUACUAUCUAUUCUCAAAUAGAGUUUCUAAAUAUAUAUUAUCUACAGAUGAGGAAAAUUCCUGACAAGUCAUGGAUAGAUAUCCCUAGGAGUGAACGGUUUCGUGAUCAACAUUAUAGGGAUGGAUGUGAAGCCUUCAUGAAGUAUGCCGAAAUGAACCCAAAAAAUUUAAGUAGCGGUGCAAUAUACUGUCACUGUUAUAGGUGUAAGAAUAUGAAGCUAAAAAAUAAAGAUGAAAUACGAAGUCACUUAGCAAACUCUGGUUUUUACGAGGAAUAUAAAUAUUGGUCCUAUCAUGGGGAAGGCCGUACCGAAGAUGAAGUCCCGGAUGUGCAUGUCGAUACCAUCUUGGGCAUCAACUAUGAUAUCAUCUUCAUUGUCAUUGUUAAUAUCGUAUUCGGUAUGGUCAGGUCCGAUAUCAGUUUGUAAAUUUACUUCUGUAUCAUCUAUUGCCCCUGUUAUAGGUGUAAGAAUAUGAAGCUAAAAAAUAAAGAUAAAAUACGAAGUCACUUAGCAAACUCUGGUUUUUACGAGGAAUAUAAAUAUUGGUCCUAUCAUGGGGAAGGCCGUACCGAAGAUGAAGUCCCGGAUGUGCAUGUCGAUACCAGUCAUGUUGUCAGGAUAGAUGAUACAGAAGUAAAUUUACAAACUGAUAUCGGAUCUGACCAUACCGAAUACGAUAUUAACAAUGACAAUGAAGAUGAUAUCAUAGUUGAUGUCCAAGAUACUCAUGCUCCUGAGGACUUGGAUCGUAUAAUGAAACUACUAGAGGAUAGUGAAAAUGAUCUGUAUGAGGGUUGCACCGACUACUCCAGAUUUUCAUUUAUGUUGGAGCUCUUACAUAUUAAGAGCCUCAGUGGAAUGACAAAUACUUAUUUCGAAAUGCGUCUUCUUGAUUUGCUGCGGAAGGUAGUUCCAGGAGGAGAGCGUAGCAUUCCUAAAACAACUUAUGCGGCAAAGCAAAUAGUUUCCGAUUUGGGGCUUGAUUACAAUAAGAUUGAUGCGUGUCCUAAUGAUUGUAUUAUCUACUACAAGGAUAAUAAAGACCUUCAGGCAUGUCCUACAUGUGGAGUUUCUCGAUGGAAACAACAAACCCGCUCUUCAACAAGGCAGCCAACAGAGUCAAUGUACCAGCAGAGCAUGAUUCCAGCUAAGGUGCUUCGCCAUUUCCCGUUAGUUUCCAAAUUGCAACGUCUGUAUAUGAACAAAGACACCGCUAAGAACAUGAGGUGGCACAAAGAAGACCGUAUAGAAGAUGGUAAGCUGAGACAUCUAGCUGAUGCAGAGGCUUGGAAGCAUAUUGAUAAGACUUUUCCCAAUUUCGCUCAUGAAUGUAGAAAUGUCAGACUUGGGCUUUCUAGCGACGGAUUCAAUCCGUUCGGGGUUAUGAGUUCAGGUUGGUCUACAUGGCCAGUUGUCUUAAUGCCAUAUAAUUUACCCUCACUGCUUUGUAUGAAACAACCGUAUAUGAUGCUCUCAUUACUGAUACCGGGUAAGCGUGCACCGGGUAAUGAUAUUGAUGUCUACUUAGAGCCCUUAAUUGAUGAGCUAAAACAAUUAUGGUCGGAGGGUAUAUUGAUAUAUGAUGCCCAUGCUAAAGAGUCAUUUAGACUUCGUGCUAUCCUAAUAUGGACAAUUAAUGAUUUUCUAGGUUAUGCUAAUCUUUCUGGUUGGUCUACAAAAGGCAAGUUUGCUUGUCUAGUAUGUGGCCUAGAAUUUGAAGGCCUUCACUUACCAUCUAGUCGAAAGUGUUGUUGUUGGUUCAACAGGAGAUGGUUACCUUCGGGCCACAAAUACAGAAAAUUGAGCAAUAAAUUUGACGACACUGUUGAGACUAGGAAUAAACCACGUUAAAUGACCGGUGCUGAUAUUAUAAAGUUGCUUGAGCAUCUUCCUAAAAUUAGAUUUGGUAAGAACCGAUAUUCUAAGUACGACUCACUCAAAGUUAGAGGCUCCGGCAAAAAGAAAAAGACACUGAAGAGGAAGAGAGCAUUCCAACGGGCACAUGUUGAUAAUGGAGUCGAUAAAUUACCAAAGAGAUGGAGUAAAUUCAGUAUCUUCUUUCAGCUGCCAUACUGGCAAAAGCUUAAAAUCAGGCAUAACUUGGAUGUCAUGCAUAUUGAGAAAAAUAUUUGUGACAACAUAGUUUCAACCCUCCUUCAAGAUCCUAAUAAGUCAAAGGAUGACCUAAGGGCUCGUCAAGACUUAGCUGCAUUGAAUAUUCGGGAAGAUUUGCAAGCACAAGAUGUUGGACUUAAGAAAAAACAUAAGCCUUCCUCUCGUGUUACGAUGUCGACAGAGCAGAUGCAGAGAUUUUGUGAGGUCCUCAAAUCAGUAAAAUCACCGGAUGGGUAUUCAGCUAAUAUAUCAAAUAAUGUCCAGUUGCAGGAGAGGAAGCUCUUAGGCCUAAAGACCCAUGAUUAUCACGUUCUUCUACAUCAAUUGCUCCUGGUUGCAUUGCGUAAUAAUAUGGAGAAAGAAGCAUUGGAAAUUAUUAUGGAGUAUUGUGGGUUCUUCAGAAAAUUAUGCUCAAAAGUUAUAGAUGUGAGGGAAUUUAAAAAGCUUGAAACAGAAAUAUCAUUAAUUUUAUGCAACCUGGAGUUAAUAUUUCCUCCUUCCUUUUUCACGGUCAUGGUCCAUGUUACUCAACAUCUAGCUAGCGAGGUAAUCAUUGCGGGUCCUGUAUCUUACCGUUGGAUGUACCCAAUUAAGAGAUAUUUGGGGUUUAUGAAGCGCCUAGUUCGCAAUCGAGCUCAUCCAGAGGGUUCUAUGGCUGAAGGUUACGUGACCAACGAAUGUCAUACGUUUGUAUCACGUUACAUGCGCAAUCGCGUAAAAGCUGAUCAGCCCCCAACUAAGGAGAAGAAACUCGUAAAAUAUCCAAGAUCUGACUUAGAGCAGGUUCAUGCAUAUGUAUUGAAUAAUCUUGAUAUUUUCAGCGAUUAUCGAAGAUGAAGAACUCGAGGUUAUUCGAUCGAUCGCGUGACCGAUCACGAUCUACGAGCCUAGGCUCAGAACAGCUUCAGGAGGCACACAUUUCAUCACAUACGGAUAUAGCAUUCUCGCCUCAUAUAGAUAAUUUGGCAGGCAUCGAUUAUUCUUCACCCGGAGCCACUGAUUCACAUGCAGAGACCUCCCACACUACAGAGGGUUCUUGGACACCAUCGUCUUCGCAUCAUACGCAGGGGGCCGAGUUGUGUUCGUGGACCCCUGACAUCCCCCAUCUACCAUUGCCUCUAGACUCGAUCAUAUCAAAGACUAAUACUUUGAAGUAUCAUCCACUUGCACUCAAAAGGCUAGAUGAAUUAAAUCCAAUGAUGCAAGUUAGAAAGCAAGUUGCAAUCGCUGCGAUGGAUAGAGAAGUGGAGAGAGGGGCAAAGCGAGAUGCAACUGGACCGGGAGGACGUGGUGGAAGCAAACCUGGUUCCAAACAGGCACCAAGAGGCUUUCGGGGAAUUCUUCAGUGGGUUGAUAACUUGCCGAUCGGCUCAUGGUAAAAAAAAAAAUUAAUAACUACGUCGGCGUUUUAGUACGGCGGGCCCAAAUCAUAAACCCGUACUUCAAAUUCAAGGAGCUUCCAUGGUCCGCAUACGAGGAUAUAUGGAGAGAGUUGAUGCAAUACUAUUGUCUUGAGGACUACCCUGGGGCGUGACACUAUGUUUUUAAUAUCAAAGUUGAGGCCAUGCUCAAACAGUAGCGACAUGAGCUGAAGAUAUCAACAUAUGAUAAAUAUACCCAAGAUUGGCAGAGAUUUUCAAAUCUCGAUGAGAGGGUGGAUCUCGAUCAUUUCACGGCUCUUCUUUUUUAUUGGGAUACCGAGUCCGCACAGAAUAAAUCUAAGAAGGGCUCGACGAACCGACAUAGCAAGCGCAAGCUUGAUCACCACUUGGGAUCGACGUCCUUUGCCAAUCUUGAGUAUAGUUAUUGUCGAGACACGGGGAAGCCGAUAAUGCCGAUCAAUUUGAAGGCAAAGUUAGCUUACGGCACCUUUCACUCAACAUAUAAAGAUGAAGACAAGAUUAAAGCAAACAUGGUGUUGGUGAUAAUUAUUUUUCAACAAAUCAUUAAAUAAUAAGAUAAUAUUGCUGUCGCGUCGAAGGAUGCAGCACUACGUGCUACCCAAGAAGCUGCUGAUGACCCUCAUGUCUUGUCAAGAGAGGAAAAUAAUGCCAUUGCAAUGAAUGUGAUGGUAUAAUAACCGGGGUAGAUUUCCAUUGAUGGGGUUGGAGCUCAGCGGGGUACCUCCAGAAAAUCCUCCACGACGUCCUCGACAACCUCAACUGCGACUACAUCAUCAAACAGAACUCACACCACUUCUACAAUUAUGCGCGUCAACCGUUAUCUGCGUGGUAAGAUCGACCCUACAUUACUCAUGCAGCUGACGACGGCUAUGUGUUCAGAUUUGCCUCCAUCCCGUACUAGCGACGAUGUUUUUACACACAUCGUUUUAUGCUUGUCCGGGAAGAUUUCAGCUGAAUUAUUUGGAGAAGUUUUGGACCAAAUAGAUUUAGACGCUGGCGCACAGGCUAGAUUUGCUGGAGGAAGCAGUAGUGGCGUGCAGAGGAGGGAACUUGACGAUGAUGAUGACUCUUGAUUUUAUGAGGUGCAUGUGUUUCUUUGAGCAUCUCUAGAGAACAUAAUGCUCGUGGACCUGGAUAUCGGUUUGUAAAUAAUCGUCGUUGUAUUUUUAAAUCACAACUUUCUUUGUGUUGAGCCCAAAACAAACAGUGAGUUGAUUGAGUUGUGCGGCAAAUUUAUAUGCAUAUAUGUGGAUGAUUAUAAGUUGGCAGAGUUAAGAGAGA